UCGUACGGCGAGCUGUCUGCGUGGUUCGACAAGGCGCAACGCCUUACGCUCGAGAUCAAGGAGGCGCAGCCUGGGUGGGAACACAUUCACUUUGAGUCGUUCGAUACUGUCGCGGCUUCCUCAGCCCUCACGCUCUGCCACCAAGACCUCAACAUGCGCAACAUCAUCGUCGGCGACGACGGCCGGCUGUGGCUCGUCGACUGGGCGUGGGCCGGGUUCUACCCGCCGUGGUUCGAGUACCUCGCCAUGAAAGUGCAGACGGCCCACGAGGAACGGCUGAUGAAUCGCAAGGAGCCCUUCUGGACUUUGAUGGUCCCGUUCAUCUGCCGUCCGUAUUACCGGGAGGAGCGGUGAAUGCGUCGCGUGUAUGCAGCAUGAUAUUAUCGUUUUCACAGGAAGCUAUGAGUUCUGCCGUGUUCGCCGCUCCCUCUACUUGUGUUACAGCACCACUGAAUCCACA
Molecule: messenger RNA, 460 nt
Organism: Fomitopsis serialis
Lineage: Eukaryota; Fungi; Basidiomycota; Agaricomycetes; Polyporales; Fomitopsidaceae
Exons: 1
Coding region: 154-354 (66 amino acids)
Source: RefSeq, a predicted model, not a curated record